This is a messenger RNA of Meleagris gallopavo (turkey), 5106 nucleotides long. Lineage: Eukaryota; Metazoa; Chordata; Aves; Galliformes; Phasianidae. The record is from RefSeq and is a predicted model, not a curated record.
AUGCUUUCCACUUCUUUUUAUUCACAGAAAAAUGAUGAAAAUGGGAAUUGCUCUGGAGAAGGCAUUGAGUUUCCAACAACCAACUUGUAUGAGCUAGAGAGCAGAGUUCUAACAGAUCACUGGUCCAUACCCUAUAAGCGGGAGGAAUCUCUAGGCAAGUGCCUGAUUGCAUCCACAUAUCUAGCAAGACUGGGUCUUUCUGAUUCUGAUGAGAAUUGCAAGAGAUUUAUGGACAGAUGCAUGCCAGAAGCAUUUAAAAAGUUGCUGACAUCCAGCGCUGUUCACAAAUGGGGAACUGAAAUCCACGAAGGGAUAUACAACAUGCUUAUGCUGCUAGUAGACCUGGUUGCAGAAAGAGUAAAGCAAGAUCCUAUUCCUGUGGGCCUGCUUGGUGUGCUUACAAUGGCAUUUAACCCUGACAAUGAGUAUCAUUUCAAGAAUCGAAUGAAGGUUUGCCAGAGAAACUGGGCAGAAGUCUUUGGGGAGGGGAACAUGCACGCUGUGUCACCCAUAUCCACGUUUCAGAAGGAACCUCAUGGGUGGCUGGUGGAUCUGGUAAACAGGUUUGCAGAGUUGGGUGGAUUUUCAGCAAUUCAGUCCAAACUCAAUUCAGAAGAUAUUGAGCUUGGGGCAAUCUCUGCAUUAGUUCAACCAUUUGGAGUUUGUGCAGAAUAUCUUAACUCUUCUGUAGUACAGCCCAUGCUGGAUCCAGUCAUUCAUAAAAUGAUUAAAUACGUGCAGAAUGUAGAAGAGAAGGACUUGAAAGACAAGAGACUAGUCAGUAUCCCUGAGCUCCUGUCUGGUAUUAAACUGCUGUGUAUGCGCUUCCAACCUGAUUUGGUGACUGCAGUGGAUGACUUACGGCUGGAUAUUCUGCUGCGCAUGUUGAAAUCGCCUCACUUCAGUGCAAAAAUGAAUUCCCUCAAAGAAGUAACCAAAUUAAUAGAAGAUAGUACUGUGUCCAAGUCUGUGAAGAAUGCAAUAGAUACAGACAGAUUACUAAACUGGCUGGUUGAAAAUUCUGUCCUGUCAAUUGCUCUGGAAGGUAAUAUAGACCAAGCACAGUACUGUGAUCGUAUAAAGGGAAUUAUUGAACUGUUGGGCAGUAAAUUGUCUUUAGAUGAACUCACUAAAAUUUGGAGAAUUCAGUCAGGACAAUCUUCCACUGUGAUUGAAAACAUACAUACCAUUAUUGCUGCUGCAGCUGUGAAGUUUAGCUCCGAUCAGCUCAACCAUUUAUUUGUUCUAAUUCAAAAGAGCUGGGAAACAGAGAGUGAUAGAGUGCGACAGAAGCUGUUGAGCCUGAUAGGGCGCAUUGGUCGAGAAGCACGGGUGGAAACAACCACUGGAAAGGUUCUCGAGGUGCUCUGGGAGCUGGCUCAUCUUCCAACAUUACCAUGCAGUCUUAUUCAGCAGGCCUUGGAGGAACAUCUGACAAUCCUCAGCGAUGCCUAUGCAGUGAAAGAGGCAAUCAAAAGAAGCUACAUCAUCAAAUGCAUAGAGGAUAUUAAGAGGAAAAUGAAGCCUGCCAGAAAAGCGAUGAGCAGUUCUAACAAUGAGUCAUCCCAGCACAAUAAUCCUCAGUUUGUUUGGGUGGUACCAGCAUUACGUCAGCUCCAUGAAAUCACACGUUCUUUUAUUAAACAAACUUACCAAAAGCAAGACAAGAGCAUUAUUCAAGAUCUAAAGAAAAACUUUGAAAUAGUGAAGUUGGUGACAGGAAGCUUAAUAUCCUGCCACCGUUUGGCUGCAUCUGUGGCAGGUCCUGGAGGGCUUGUUGGAGCAACCUUGGUGGAUGGCCGAUACACUUACCGAGAGUAUUUGGAAGCACACCUAAAAUUUUUGGCAUUUUUUCUGCAAGAAGCCACCCUUUAUUUGGGCUGGAAUCGUGCCAGGGAGAUCUGGGAGUGCCUCGUAACUGGCCAGGACGUUUGUGAGUUAGAUCGAGAGAUGUGCUUUGAGUGGUUUACCAAAGGGCAGCAUGAUCUAGAGAGUGAUGUACAGCAACAGCUCUUCAAAGAGAAGAUUCUUAAACUGGAAUCAUAUGAAAUUACUAUGAAUGGUUUUAGUUUAUUUAAGACUUUCUUUGAAAAUGUGAACCUGUGUGACCAUCGACUGAAGAGGCAAGGAACUCAGCUGAGUGUAGAAAAACUGGAAUUAAUAGGAAUGGAUUUCAUUUGGAAGAUUGCAAUGGAGUCACCUGAUGAAGAAAUUGCCAAUGAAGCUAUUCAACUGAUAAUUAACUACAGCUAUAUUAACCUCACUCCUAGACUGAAAAAGGAUUCGGUAUCGCUGCACAAGAAAUUCAUUGCUGAUUGCUACACACGAUUGGAGGCAGCCAGUUCAGCACUCGGUGGUCCAACAUUAACACAUGCUGUUACAAGAGCUACAAAAAUGCUUACAGCAACUGCUAUGCCUACAGUAGCAACAUCAGUUCAAUCUCCUUACAGGUCUACUAAACUUGUAAUAAUUGAGAGACUGCUGUUGUUGGCAGAGCGUUAUGUAAUAACAAUAGAGGACCUUUACUCUGUGCCCCGAACUAUUCUACCUCAUGGUGCCUCUUUUCAUGGACAUCUUUUAACUCUCAAUGUUACAUAUGAAUCUACCAAAGAUACCUUCACCAUAGAGGCUCAUAGCAAUGAAACUGUAGGGAGCAUCAGGUGGAAGAUAGCAAAGAUGUUGAAUUCUCCUGUGGAUAACAUACAGAUAUUCGCCAAUGACAGCCUGCUAACAGUAAAUAAAGAUCAGAAAUUACUCCACCAAUUGGGCUUCUCUGAUGAACAAGUCCUUACGGUGAAAACGUCAGGCAGUGGGACACCUUCAGGGAGCUCGGCUGAUUCCUCAACCAGUUCCAGCAACAGCAGCAGUGUAUUUAGUUCAUCCUAUGCAAUGGAACAGGAGAAAUCCCUCCCUGGAGUGGUCAUGGCUCUCGUGUGUAAUGUGUUUGAUAUGCUUUACCAGCUUGCCAAUCUAGAGGAGCCAAGAAUAACACUGCGAGUGAGAAAACUUCUGCUCUUAAUUCCCACUGACCCAGCUAUUCAGGAGGCACUUGAUCAGCUUGAUUCCCUGGGAAGGAAGAAAACGCUGCUAUCAGAAUCAGGUUCUCAGUCUUCAAAAUCCCCAUCCUUGUCUUCAAAACACCAACAUCAGCCCAGUGCUAGUUCAAUACUGGAAAGUCUGUUCAGAUCUUUUGCUCCGGGCAUGUCUACCUUCAGAGUACUCUACAAUUUAGAGGUACUGAGCUCCAAGCUGAUGCCAACUGCAGAUGAUGAAAUGGCAAGAAACUGUGCUAAGUCCUUCUGUGAAAAUUUUCUCAGAGCAGGAGGUUUGAGUUUGGUGGUGAAUGUGAUGCAGAGGGAUUCCAUUCCAUCAGAAGUAGACUAUGAAACCAGACAGGGGGUCUAUUCCAUCUGCCUGCAACUUGCAAGGUUCUUGCUUGUUGGCCAGACAAUGCCUACCUUGCUGGAUGAAGAUUUUAUUAAAGAUGGAGUAGAAGCAUUGUCCUCACGCCCCUUCCGUAAUGUCAGCCGACAAGCAAGCAGGCAGAUGUCCAUUUGUGGAACACCUGAGAAGUCAUCCUACCGACAGCUCUCUGUGUCUGAUAGAUCCUCCAUUAGGGUAGAAGAAAUCAUACCAGCAGCAAGAGUUGCCAUACAAACUAUGGAGGUGAAUGAUUUCACUUCCACCGUGGCUUGCUUCAUGCGACUCUCUUGGGCUGCUGCUGCAGGACGACUGGACCUCGUAGGAAGUAGUCAGCCAAUAAAAGAAAACAACACUUUAUUUCCUGCAGGGAUUCGAAACAGACUUAGCAGCUCAGGAAGUAAUUGCAGCUCAGGAAGUGAAGGAGAGCCAACUGCACUGCAUGCUGGUAUCUGUGUGAGGCAGCAGUCCGUAUCUACCAAAGAUGCUCUGAUUGCUGGAGAAGCCUUGUCUCUGUUAGUAACAUGCCUUCAGCUACGCAGUCAGCAGCUAGGAUCUUUUUACAAUUUGCCUUGUGUUGCUGAUUUCAUUAUUGACAUACUGCUUGGAUCACCAAGUGCUGAGAUUCGUCGUGUUGCUUGUGACCAGUUGUACACCCUUAGUCAAACUGAUACAUCAACUCAUCCAGAUGUACAAAAGCCAAACCAGUUUCUCCUGAGCGUUAUCCUUGGUGCCCAGCUGCCUCUUUGGUCACCAACCAGCAUCAUGAGAGGAAUUAACCAGAGGCUCCUGUCCCAGUGUACCGAAUAUUUUGAUCUGAGAUGUCAGUUAUUGGAUGACCUCACUUCAUCAGAAAUGGAACAGCUAAAGAUAAGCCCAGCUGCUAUGUUAGAAGAUGAGAUUACCUGGCUAGAAAACUUUGAACCCAACCGCACAGCUGAGUGUGAGACCAGUGAAGCUGAUAACAUCCUAUUAGCAGGACACUUGAGGCUCAUCAAGACUCUCCUUUCGCUCUGUGGGGCAGAGAAGGAAAUGGUUGGUUCAUCUUUGAUUAAGCCAUUGUUGGAUGACUUCCUCUUCCGAGCAUCCAGGAUUAUUCUGAAUAGCCAUUCUCCAGCAGGCAGUGCUGCAAUCAGUCAGCAAGACUUUCAUCCAAAGUGCAGUACAGCAGAUAGCCGAUUAGCUGCCUAUGAAGUGUUAGUAAUGCUGGCUAAUAGCUCACCUUCCAAUCUUCAGCUUAUUACGAAAGAGCUGCUUUCUAUGCAUCAUCAGUGUGACCCAGCUCUUACCAAGGAGUUUGAUUAUCUUCCACCAGUGGAUAGUCGCUCCAUUUCAGGAUUUGUGGGACUGAAGAAUGGUGGUGCUACUUGUUAUAUGAAUGCUGUCUUCCAGCAGCUGUAUAUGCAGCCUGGUCUCCCAGAGGCUCUGCUUUCCAUUGAUGAUGAUACCGACAAUCCAGAUGACAAUGUGUUCUAUCAAGUUCAGUCUCUUUUUGGUCACCUGAUGGAAAGCAAACUACAGUAUUAUGUACCUGAGAACUUUUGGAAGAUCUUCAAGAUGUGGAAUAAGGAGCUUUAUGUUCGAGAGCAACAGGAUGCUUACGAGUUCUUUACCAGUCUUAUAGAUCAAAUGGAUGAGUACCUCAAGGUAAAAUCUUCAGGGAUUUUUUUCCCCAUAUACAUGCAU